CAGAACUCAGAAUAAAUGCUUAUUUUUGUUUCAGCUUAUCAGAGACUCAGGGACACUGAGCCAGGUGCAAAGACAGAUACUGGGGCACUGCUCUGCAGGUGCCUCACCAUAAUGCUGCGUCUUCUUGCGAUUUUUGCCACACUCUGCGCUGUUGCAAACAGCUGCCCUACAAUCCUAACAAAGGCUCAAUGGGGAGGUCGUGCUGCCACCUGCAGGACUGCAAUGACCACACCUGUCCCUUAUGUGAUCAUCCAUCACACUGCUGGGGCACACUGCAGUAGCCAGACUUCAUGUAUAAGUCAGGCCAAAAGCAUUCAGAACUAUCACAUGAAUUCAAAUGCCUGGUGUGACGUUGGAUACAGCUUCCUGGUAGGUGAGGAUGGAAAUGUAUAUGAGGGACGUGGAUGGAAUUCUGUUGGGGCCCAUGCUCCUAAUUACAACUCAAACUCAAUUGGAAUCAGUGUCAUGGGAACAUACACUAACAUUAACCCCAAUACUGCAGCUCAGAAUGCAGUUAAAAACCUCAUCAGUUGUGGAGUGACAAAAGGAUACAUUAAGUCGACUUACAUUUUGAAAGGACAUCGUAACGUGGGAUCAACUGAAUGCCCUGGGAACACAUUUUACAACACCGUAAAAACUUGGCCCCGCUUCCAAGCUUGAGAUGUAUCUUCUUGCCCAAGCAACUAAUGUCUGAAGUUUUUAAUCGGCUUUCCAACAAAAAUAUGUCUAAGAAAGGAAACCAGACAGAUCACACAAUACUCCAGAAUAUAUUUUCAGUAUCAUACCUUUCCAUGCAGACAAUACACAGUAACUAAAUGAAAUAAAGUGUAUAAUAUAAAGAUAAACAUUG
This is a messenger RNA of Xenopus tropicalis (tropical clawed frog), 850 nucleotides long. It is a transcript of the gene pglyrp1, whose product is annotated as peptidoglycan recognition protein 1. The record is from RefSeq and is a predicted model, not a curated record. Gene Ontology annotation, molecular function: N-acetylmuramoyl-L-alanine amidase activity; zinc ion binding; peptidoglycan binding. Lineage: Eukaryota; Metazoa; Chordata; Amphibia; Anura; Pipidae. Gene Ontology annotation, biological process: peptidoglycan catabolic process; innate immune response. The transcript has 5 exons. The coding region runs from base 16 to 660 and encodes 214 amino acids.